This is a messenger RNA of Brassica oleracea var. oleracea, 2420 nucleotides long. RefSeq lists its product as uncharacterized. NCBI's taxonomy places the organism in Eukaryota, Viridiplantae, Streptophyta, Magnoliopsida, Brassicales, Brassicaceae. Gene Ontology annotation, molecular function: RNA-DNA hybrid ribonuclease activity; nucleic acid binding. The record is from RefSeq and is a predicted model, not a curated record. Bases 461 to 1264 code for a protein of 267 amino acids. The transcript has 3 exons.
GCUACCACCUCAAUCGCUGACUAAGUUAACUCCCGAGGGUUCCUGAAAAGGCGAUUAGGGUCUACUGUUCGCUCUUUGCGAUUUCAAUCCGAAUUCUUCGGUAAAUCUUUUCUUUUACCACAAAAAUUUACUACCACAACUUCACUUAAGCAAGAUGGAUCGAGAUCUAUGGAAAGCUAUGCAAAACUUAAACAUUGGAUCAAAUCUCCAACCACUCCGACUCUCGAGAGACACCCAAAGAAAAAGUGCAACUGCGAAUCGUCUAAGUCUAGUGGUUAGAGGAUUAAACCCCGCGCAUCAAAACCUUACCGGAAUGCGUAACACACUUCCGUAAGCUUGGAGACUCCACAAUCGAGUUCGAGGUCAGAUAAAUGAUGACGGUACGAUUCAGUUCUUUUUCACAGAGGAACACAAUCUCUUAUAUGUUAUAGAUAGGGGUCCUUGGUCCUUUAAAGACUAGAUGGUUGUCAUGGAUCCUUGGUUUAGAAGAAGAAGCCCAAGCUUCCUUACUACAAUAUCCUUCUGGGUUCAAAUCUAUAACAUACCGAAUGAAUACAGAAACCAGGGGGUGGUAAAAGAAAUAGGAAGAGAAUUAGGACAGCUAGAAGGUCUCAGAAUAGUGGAGCCCACAAGAGACAAUCUAUCAGAGGUUUGGGUUAGAAUAAGAUUUGACGCUUACCAGCCGCUUACCUUCUCGCGAUACAUCCAGUUUGAAGAAGGAAGAGACCCAGUACUACUCCGCUUCGAAUAUGAAAAGCUAAAAAAGUUCUGCAUAAGAUGCGGGAGACUAACACAUGAAGAGAGGGAAUGUGGACAUGCUCUUCCUCAGCCUCAACAACUCAUCGAACAGAAUGAAGAGGAGCAAAUAAUCCAACCAGUGAAUCUACAAGUACAAGAUCAAGAGGAAGCUCUGGGUGAAAAUGAACAAAUCUUGCCUGAACAGGAAGACGAUGAAGCGCCAAUAGAGCAAGUUAAUCACGAUGAGGAGGAAAACAUUGAUCAAGUCCACAUUGCCGAGUAUAUGCAGGACGUUACUCAGCCGCUUCUCAACCAUGGAACCCCUGUUUCUAUCCCUGGUAUCACUGGACCCACCACAACGUUUGAGAUAGGUUCUUCCUCUGGUGCAGAUAGAGGAUCAAAAAGAAAGCUUGAAGACAUCACCUCUGAAGACUCUUACCCAUUCACAAGACAAAGACAAAGACUUGAAGAGACUAAUGAUGAGGAAGGCUUGGUGGUAGCCAUAAUACCACCACAGGAUCCAUGAGAGUAAUGCACUGGAAUUGUCAAGGGUUAAAGAGGAACCCCUUGAAAAUUCCCUACCUAAAAGACAUCAGGGAAGUCUUCUAAACCUGAUGUCUUGUUCCUCACCGAAACUAAAAACGGCAUAAGUUACGUUAAAAACAUCGGAUCAGAGCUAGGCUAUGCUCAUAGCUAUGUUUUACCUUCUGAAGGUCUAAGAGGAGGGUUAGCUAUUUUUUGGGAAUAUCAUAUCAGUUUGAGUUUUAUGAAGAAGCCUUCACUUCAUCAAACUGAUAUAUGCAUAUCGGAAGCAGGAAAUCCUACCUUGUACAUAACCUAUAUAUAUGGCAAUCCAUAUCAAAGGCUGAGAAACCUGCACUGGAAGAAGUUGACUCGUAUAAGGGAAGCUGGAAUCGUCAACAACAAACCGAGAGUGGUCCUUGGUGAUCUUAAUGACAUAAAAAGCAAUGAUGAGAAAGAUGGUGGGCCGAGAAGAGAUGAGUACACGUUCAAUACAUUCAGGAGAAUGCUCAACACUUUAGGUCUCCAUGACUUAAGAACAGUGGGAGGUCAGUACACAUGGAUGGGUCAAAGAAAACAAUAUACUAUACAAUCAAAGAUAGAUAGGGUGGUAGCUAAUGCGGAGUGGCAAGAUUUAUUCCCAAAAGCAUAUGUCAAACUAUUUGAUUGGAUAGGAUCUGACCAUAAGCCACUUCUUCUCAAUACAUGAGACAGAAAAUGGAAAAGAACAAGACUCUUCAUAUAUGAUAACAGAUGGAGAUUCAACAAAGAAGUUCAAAAGGAGAUUCAACUCACCUGGGAGGCAAAGUGUCAGCACUUACCUGGUAGCCGCUUCCAUAUUGCUCUCAAGAGAUGCAGAUCAAGUCUAGCCAGAUGGAAGUCAAAAUCCGCUACAAACUCAGCAAAGAAGAUUGAAAAGCUGAAGAAUCUCCUAAAAUCUGCGUCAACUCAAGAAAUCAUGAAGCAUCUAAAGCCCAAGGUCACAGACGAAAUUAACAAGGACCUCACCAGACCUGUCAUAGAAAAUGAACUCUUCCAAGCUAUCUGACAGAUGGACUAAAUCCAGGCUUCUUCAAAGAUCAUUGGGAGACAAUAAAAACAGAAGAAGGAGAAUGCAGGGAACUAAUGCAAAUCUUGCAAAUCUAUGAAAAUGCUUCAGG